CAAUUAUGUACUGUACAUACUAAACUCUCUUAGUUGUGUACUUAUAGAAAAGAAAAAUUGCCUGUAUAAUGAUUGUUUUAAUCAGUUGAAAAAGAGACAAUGUUAUUGAUUUGUCAAAAAUCAUCCUGUUUAUUGUUCAAAUUAUUUUUAUAUUACUACAUCUACCUUUGUGAUGCUGAUAAUUUUUCUAAUUUGGCUAUGCCACAAACUAAUGCCCCAGUGUAUGAUAAACAUGAUUCAUCUCCUCUUCAAUCAGUAGUAUCAUCAUCAUCAUCAUCAUCAUCUAAUUCUUCGUCUUCUUCUUCGUCUACAGAACCGAAUCGAUUAAAUUUAUUUCAUUUAAUUGAAGAAUCACCAAAUGGUACAGAGAUUAUUGGUGUGUCUGAAUAUUUACAUCAAUAUAUUUCAGUUAAUUUACAACAGUUUUUCACAAUUAAUAUUAUAAAAAAUGAUAUAAAGAAUAAUCAUAAUAAUAAUAAUAAUGAUAAUAAUUUCUUUAGUAAUGAUAAAAUUCAAUUCAAUUUUCAAUUACUUGAUAUACAUGAUCCUUUAACAAGUUCAUUAGAUUUAAAUCCACUCACUGGUAAAUUGACAAUUCAAAAACGUGUUGAUCGUGAAUCAAUAUGCAGUGGGGAUAGUGUGAGUGUCAGUAGCAGUGGUGUGAUGAGUAGUAGUAGUAGUAGUAGUAGUAGUUCACGAUUGCCAGUAAAUGGACGUCCACCAAUUUUCUUACAGAAUACAUUGGAUAUUAAUAAAUAUUUAACUAAUUUAGGAUAUUUUACAAAUCCUACACAUAUGAUAUCAAGUAAUUUGAAUAAAAAAUGCAUUAAAACACUGAAUAUUUUAUCGACAACACAAAUAUUAGAAUUUAAUGAAGUGGAUAUUAAAAAAAUACCUAUUGAUUUAUUAAUUAUCGAUAUAAAUGACAAUAAUCCAGCGUGGAUAUCAAUUAAUAAUGGGAUGAAUUAUAAUGGUAAUAAUAAUCAUUAUAAUCAUACUACUACUAGUAAUCAUGAUAAGAUACCAAAUAUUAUUGUACAAAUAUCAGAGAUACCAAAUAAUGCACAACAACGAUAUCAGCAACCACAACAAAAGCUGCAAUCAAGAACUAGUUUACCACGUGCUUAUGAUCCAGACGAAGGAAUCAAUAGUCAAUUGACAUAUCAUCUUCAACCCAUUGAAAAGUCAUUAGAUUUUAGAAACGAUCAUGUGAAUAGCCAAAAUGAAUAUAUUCCAUUUAUUCUAGAAGACAUUCCUAAUGGUCCUUUAGAACUGCUUUCAACUGUGAAUUUAGAUUAUGAACAAAAACAAAAUUAUGAAUUUUAUGUAAUAGCUACAGACAAUGGUCUACCACAACGAACUGGUACUGCAUUAAUCAAAAUCAAUGUAAUUGAUGUAAACGAUCAUGCACCAAUAUUCGAUCGACUUAUAUUCUAUCCACCGAAUAAAUCAAUCUCGGAAAAAACAUUACCUGGUACAAUUAUAUUAAAUUUAACAGCUUCAGAUCAAGAUGUCUCAUCAAUAAAUAAUCGUAUACAUUAUACAAUGAUACCUGGAACAUUAGCUAUGAAUUAUUUCAAUGUCCAAUUGAAUGGUUUAAUUGUAUUGAAACGUUGGUUAGAUUAUGAUACUAUGGAAAUGAAUUCAAUCGAUCAUCAAGAAAUGUUGAAUGCAUUAAUAUUUAAUAUAAAAUCAAAAACAACCCCAGAUGAAUUAAACAAUAAUAUUAAUAAUAAUAAUAUGAAUGUAAAUAUAAAUCAGAAUUAUAAAAAACAAUUUAUAUUUCAAGUGAAAGCCACUGAUUCUGCACCUAGACCAUAUGAACUUACUAGUACUGCUAUAGUGAUUAUUCCUGUAACUGAUGAGAAUGAUGAAGCUCCAAUGAUUACAGUGAAAUUUCUUGGUUCAUCAGAGUCAACAAGUCAUGGUGAAACAGGAGUUGUCAAAGAAAAUGUUCAACCACCCAUUCAACUAGCCUAUAUACAAGUUCGUGAUGCUGAUUUCAAUGGGAAUGAUCAAAUUAAUUGCAUGCUAACAGAUAGUGUGAACUUUUCAUUAAAACCAGUCAAUUCGUUGGAUGUGUUUCAUCAAAACAAUGAAAUUCAUAGUCACUUAGAUUUACAAACAUCACAAUUGAAUUCCGCUUCAAAAUAUGAUUACAUUUUAAAUUUAAUUACUAAACCAGAUCGUGAAAAGAAUCCUUUAUAUUAUGUACGCAUAAAAUGUAUUGAUCAAGCGUCGAACUUUAAUGAACAAACUAUUCGUUUACGUGUGUUAGACAUGAAUGAUGAACAGCCACGAUUUCAAAAAUCAAUAUAUCGAUUUGACUUACCAGAGAAUAGCGAUAAACAAUUGAAACCAUUUGGAUAUUAUCGAAUGGAUAAAGUGAAUAGGAAUAAUAAUAAUAAUAAUAAUCAUGAUCAUUUAACUAAUCAAACAUUGUCAACAAAAUUAAAUGAAACUGAACAGAAAGAACAUAAAACAGAAGGAACAGAAGAUCAUUAUGAAUAUCGAAUAGGCAGAGUACUAGCUGAAGAUAAUGAUCAAGGUGAAAAUGCACGUGUGGAAUAUUUUUUGGAUGAGUAUUUUUUAGAGAUCCGAUCAUCAGUUAGUUCAGUUUUACCAUCAGCUUAUUUACUCAUUAAUAAACAAACCACAGUAGAAGAUAAGAAUUUAUUUAUUUAUCAUAAUGAAAAUAAUAUUAAUGAUAAUAAAGCUGUUAGUCAUGAAUUAAUUCGAGUUGACCAAUUAUUUCGUAUUGAUUCACACACUGGUAUACUGUAUGCAUUAAAAAAAUUUGAUGGUGAAAAUGUCGAUAUGUUUCGAUUCAAUGUGUUCGCUUUAGAUCAACCAAAUCAAAUCACUUCAAUUCGACAUAGUGGAACAGCAAUAGUUGAAAUUAAAAUUACAGAUGUGAAUGAUUGGCCACCAUUGUUUAUAUUAACAAAUAAAUCUAAUAUGAAUAUAACAGAUACUACUAAUUACAAUCUAAUCAAUGAUCAAAGUAAACAACCAAAAUAUCAACAACAAUUGAAUCAUUUAUUUAGCAAUGAAAAUUUCACCAUUGAUCAUCAUCAACAAAAUGAUUUACAUUUUGUAAAUCAUUAUGUAUUUCAUGUAAAAGAGAAUAGACCAGCUUAUUGGUUAAUAGGACAAAUUAUGGCAAUUGAUUUAGAUGUUGAAAGUAAAGCAAUGACAUAUGGUAAUAAUAAUAAUCAUUUCAAUGAACUAACUAGACCAUCAUCUAAAUUAUCAUCUAGUUUAUCAUAUAUUACAUUAAGAUUAGCUAAUAAUUCAUCAUUAGAAAUACGUCAAACAUUUAAUUUACAUGCUACAAAUGGUUAUUUAAGAACAUUAAUUUCAUUAGAUAGAGAAAAACAAAAUCAAUAUAUAUUUAAUAUCAUUGCCUAUGAUGGUAAUCCAUCCAUAUCGUUCACAUCACAAACAUCAACAGCUACAGUGACUGUGAUUGUUGAUGAUGAAAAUGACAAUGAUCCCAUAUUCAUUAGACCGGCAAUUUCCUCCUCCUCCUCCUCCUCAUCAUCAUCAUCAUCAUCAUCAGCAGCAGCAGCUGCUGCAGCAGCAAAAUCACAAUCCAAAUUAGAUCUGAUGAAUAGUCAACACAAACAAUAUUCAAUCAAUUCAUUGAUUCAUGAUAAAAAAGAAAAUGACUUCCUAACAAAACAAUCCAAUCAUCUGAAUGUUCAGUUGCCCGCCUCCCAUGAUGAUAAAUAUGCUAAAAAUGAUGAGAAUCAAUUAAAACGAAUCAAUCAGGCUGUGAAUAAGAAUGACAAUAAUGAUAAUUUAAUCCAACAAACUAUGCAAUCGAUUUAUGAUGAUAAAUCAAAUAUACCAGUUGUAUUAGUUCAUAGAAGUGAAAAAACUCACGAUGUCAAUAGUGGUGAAGGUGAAGCCUCCAGUUUAACCGAAUCUAGACCACUGUUACAAAUUGAAGCCAUUGAUGCGGAUAUUGAUGAGAAUGCUAAAAUUACUUAUGAAAUUGGAGCCGGUAAUACAGAUAAUUUGUUUGUUCUGAAUUCAGAAACUGGCAUUCUGUCUUUAUCGCCUCAUCUUAAUUCACAGUCUGAUCACUUAAGACAAUCAUUAAGAAAUACAAAUUUGAAUCAAAAAUCUAUUCACCCUAUCUCAUAUAUGCUACGUUUUGAAGCUUGUGAUCAUGGUUUACCGAAACGUUGUGCUUCACCUAUUUGGGUACAGUUGGUAAUUGAUCCUAACGAAUUUCCACAUCUUGCUCAAUUAUCACAUGUAACCAAUUACAUAAAUCCAUCUAUAAUUAAUAACCAUGAUAAAUUAAAUGAUCCAUCUUAUUCAAUGAAUCCGACAUUUAAUGGAUACAUUGAACAGUCUAAGGUGGUAAUGUUACCUGAUCAUGUUAAUUCACAUUCAAACACUAACAACCACAUUGAUUUAAAUAAACAAACAAAUGGAAUUUUUCAUGAACAAGAAAAUUCACUUGGUAGCAUGGAAUUUAAUCAGCGUUAUCCACCAAAAUCUACACAAUCGAAAAAUAUUUGGAAUUUAAAAUCACCACUAGAUCUUCAACAGAAUAUUAAAAAUAAUAAGAAUCAAUAUCCUGAACUUCAUCAACAGUUAUUUGAUUCGAAGCGUAGAAAUCACCCUGGUUUAAUGCAACAAUAUCAUCGUAGACAUCAUGAAAACUACAUCAAUAAUGACAAUCAUAACGAUAAUAAUCAUGGAAAUAAUCAGUCUAACAGUUUUAUCAUCAGUGAAGUUGCAGUAGUUUGUUUAAUAAUUGUAUUUAUCAUUUUACUGAUCGCUAUAAUGAUAUUGGUCUGUUUGACUAGGCGGAAAACAAUGUUGUUACCAGUGACUACUCCUAAAUCUAACUUGUAUGACAGUAACAUGGAAUCGAAUCCAAACAGUUGUCACUUAAACAGCAAUCAAGACAAUAGUGAAACAAUAUGUGAGCCAAUUGAAUUAUCGAAAAAUACUGCAUCAUUCUAUCAGACAAUACCGGAUAAUAUGAUGAAUAUAACAGACAGAACAACCAAUACUCAUAAAAUGUCAUUUACUAAUGACAGAUUAAUUAGUAAUACAGAUAAAUCAAUAACUUUGUCAAAUGAUGUACUUCAAAAUCCGCUAGAUUCUUACCAUCGUGUCCGGCGAAAUUCUGAACCUCGUCUUUUGUCCAGUAGUACACUGAAUAGGCCAACACCUCAGUCUACUUUGCUGACAUCAAAACUUCAGCAUAAUUUAAAUAAAUCCACAUAUGGCCCACUUAAUUCACGUUUCGAUGUCGAAAAUGAAUAUCAGUGUUUAGCUCAAGCAAUCGAUAACAGAAUAACACAUAUUUCACGAUGUUUAACUCCAUUUUUUGAUCAUCGACCCCAUCAAACUAUUCCCAAUUCGGAAGCUAUUGGGUUAAAUCAAAUAGACAAUAAUUAUCGCAAUUUUUCAUCAAUGGAUUUACAAAAAGUAAACUCACCAGUAAAUAUAAGUCACCAGUCAGUUAUUUACACAGCAUCUACAAUAAAUAAUGAAGAAAAUGAACAAAUGUUAUCUUCUAAAACUCCUACACUAAUCUAUGCAAUGUCACCUAAACAGAAUAGACAUUCAAUGCAUUUACGAGGUAAUUCGUUGCCAGUUUAUCCUGUGAACGAAUUACAACAAAACUCUAGAAAUUUAAAAUCAUUUCAACAUCGUCUCAAACCACAACAGCAUCAAUAUCGAAACGAGCAACAUCCAAUAUCUUCCUGUCAAGAUAUUUCAUUACUGCAAGCAACAUUAAGAAGACACAAUCAUCAGUCAAUUAUGAAGAAUGCACAGAUAAAUCCUACGCUAAAUUAUGGUCAGCAUAAUGCAAAUCGGUUAAUGUGUUUAAGGGAUCCAAUUCAUUAUAAAACAUUUCAUAUCUCACAACAUCAAGAUAGUUUGCUUACAUCACCUGGAAUAAUAUAUGCGGAUAAUUUCAAAGUUUGUUUACCUAACAAGACUAGAUACCAUCAUUAUCACUUGUCAUCAUCAUUGAACGAUGAUAAAGAAUGCCAACAGUUGUUAGUACAAAGUCAUGGUGAUAUUAACGAAGAUAACGAUUAUAUUUGUGAUAAGAACAUUACAUCAAGCGAUCAGAAACCAUUGAAUAAAAAUUAUAGUAACAAUAAUAUUAUUCAUAAUAUGCAUAGUAUGAAUACAUCGACAACUUUAGAUCAAUUAGAAGAAAUGCCGAUUUAUGUAAAAUCUUCCAAGAAUCCUCACAGAAAACUAGACAAUUCAACUAUACCAUUAAAUAAUGAUAAAAACAUCUCUGUUGAUAAUAAAUUUAAUCAUAAUGAAGAUAUUGUCUGCAAUGAUACAACUAAAACUACAGAACUUCAUCCAUUUCAAUGUUCUUCACCAACUACAGUUCAUCCUUUACCAACGGACGUUGAUAUUGAUCAUCAUCAUCAUCAUCACAUGUCUGAUAAUUUGAUUAAUUCAAAGAAAAUUUUAAAUGCACAAAAUUAUGAUCUUCAGUUAAUAUCAGUCAAUCAAUUAUCGAAAUCGGUUUCAUGCAAAUAUGCCUAUAAAACAGUUAAUGAAGCCAGUUUUGUUUAAAAUAAGAAAUUUACAUGUAUUCAAUGUCCAAUGUGAACACUUUUUAAGUAUUAAACACUUAAAUAAUUUUGUAUAUUCUUUUCUUUCAUGAAAAAUUUCAUUACUUAUUAUGAUAUAUAUUGUAGCUCUAUUUAAAAUCUCAAAUCAAUUUUAUAUCUAAUGCGAUUCAAACUGAAGAAUACAGAAAUUAUAGCUUUACUGAAUAUAUCAUGUUCAGCAGUGCUGACAUGAUGUUUGUUUGGGAAAUUACUUUAAUUUCUUAAAAUCAUGGCAAACUGUAAUUGAUAUUAGAAUAAUCUCGAGUGAAAUAAAAGAAUCAUUCUUAAAACUAUUAAGAUUAUGUAAAUUUGAUCCAAUGAAAAGAUCUUACUUCUC
Schistosoma turkestanicum is the source of this 6951-nucleotide messenger RNA. The record is from the annotation of a GenBank genome assembly. NCBI's taxonomy places the organism in Eukaryota, Metazoa, Platyhelminthes, Trematoda, Strigeidida, Schistosomatidae.